GAAAAAACCAAGGAUGGGAGACCUGUCCGAAGAGCCCUCGACCAAAAAAAACAUAAUGCUGACUGCUGCUGAAAGGCUGGGAAUCCGAACUAGAAAUGAAUCCUGAGUUUUCUGAAUCAAGCUGCACCCCCACACAUUAACUAAGGCUCUCCGCAGAUUUCACCUGGUUGAUCCUCGGUUCCUCCGUUCCAAGUGAACUCAUUUCUGGUGGAGACUUAUCCAAAUGUCUUCUGAGAGAGACCUCCCCAGGUGGGCACCUCGGUAACCAGCCAUGGGAAACGUCUACAAGUACUACUUCAACAAGGACAUAAUCUUCCAGCACUACAACUACACUAAGGAUAAGCUGGAGAGAGAUGAGGAGUCUCCACUGACUCCCGUUGCCAUCCUCAUCAUUGUGCUCUGUUGCUUCAUUAUCCUGGAGAACCUGCUGGUGCUCAUAUCCGUCUGGAGGAACAAGAAAUUCCACUCCGCCAUGUUCAUCUUCAUUGGCAACUUGGCUUUUUCGGACCUCAUGGCUGGCUCAGCUUUCAUUGCCAACAUCGUGCUCUCGGGCCCAGCCACCUUUCGCCUCACUCCGAUACAGUGGUUCGUGCGAGAAGGCACUGCUUUUACCACCCUGGCCGCGUCAGUCUUCAGCUUGUUAGCCAUUGCGAUUGAACGGCACGUGGCUAUCACCAAGGUGAAAGUCUACAGCAGUGACAAGAACUGCAGGAUGCUGCUGCUGAUUGGGGCCUGCUGGGUCAUCUCAGCCACCAUUGGGGGGCUACCCAUCCUUGGCUGGAACUGCAUGUCGGACCUCGAGAAAUGCUCCACUGUUCUGCCCCUUUAUUCUAAAAGCUACAUUGUCUUUGUGGUUACCAUUUUCACUGUCAUCCUCUUCUCCAUAGUGGUCCUCUACGUCCGGAUCUACCGCAUUGUCCGCUGCAGCCACGCUGAGAAAGCCAGCUCCCAGACAAUGGCCUUGCUCAGGACAGUUACCUUUGUCCUGGGGGCCUUCAUCAUCUGCUGGCUGCCUGCCUUCACCAUCCUCCUGAUAGACACUUCAUGCGCCAGGAAGUCUUGUCCUAUCCUUUACCAGUCAAAGUAUUUCUUUGCCUUUGCUACCCUCAAUUCAGCCAUUAACCCCCUCAUUUAUACCCUCCGCAGCAAAGACAUGAGGAAGGAGUUCCUAAGGGUGCUCUGUUGCUGGGGGAUGAUGGGGCAGGGAAAGCCAGCAGAGCGUUGCAUGAUCCCUCUCCGCAGUUCCAGUUCCUUGGAGCGGUGCACUCCAAAACAGGAUCUUCCCACUUUACCUUUCAUGAAGGAACAUUCCACGUUUGUGUGAAAAAAGGACACCUGGAAAGGGACUGUGGAACAGCCAGGCAAUGGCAAAGGAUGGUGGGUGGGAUUGGGCCCAAGAAAGCGGUACAAACCUGAUGAAUAUAUUGUCCUGGUGGUCAAAUCAACCUGCCUUGGACUUACACGGAGGUAUCCAUUUGUUCACUAAGACCUGCACAGUAUUAUGAUUUUAUGUUAGGAGUGUGUGUGUGUGAGAGAGAGACAGAGUGAUUGGCUGCUGAAUGAUGGAGUGACAUGAAGCGGGGAGGGUGGGUAGCUGCCUGCGCUACCUAGACUCCGAUUUGGUACGAUUCUCCUCUUCUCUAAAAGUUGCUCUUGCCUGUGUUGCCCUUGCCCUUGCCACUAUUAUUGUUGUUGUUGUUGUUGUUAUUUUGGCCCUGCAUCUUGGAGCCAUUCAUCCUCCUCUUUGCACAAAACAUUCACCCACUCUUCCCUGGGAAGCAAUUGGUUGCUCGGAUCAGUUAGGCCGUUUGCACGUUUAGUCGAUUUAAACCAGUCUUCAAUCUGAGGCACACAAGACUACAAGGGCUCAUAAUCCCAAACCCCUUGAACCCUGGGUUACCUGUCUAGAGGUAGUCCUUGACUUACAACCAUUCAUUUGGUGACUGUUCAAAGUUAAC
Molecule: messenger RNA, 1958 nt
Organism: Notechis scutatus (mainland tiger snake)
Lineage: Eukaryota; Metazoa; Chordata; Lepidosauria; Squamata; Elapidae
Source: RefSeq, a predicted model, not a curated record